Molecule: messenger RNA, 467 nt
Organism: Dendronephthya gigantea
Lineage: Eukaryota; Metazoa; Cnidaria; Anthozoa; Malacalcyonacea; Nephtheidae
Product: 60S ribosomal protein L33-A-like
Exons: 3
Coding region: 87-428 (113 amino acids)
Biological process (GO): cytoplasmic translation; ribosomal large subunit biogenesis
Cellular component (GO): ribosome; cytosolic large ribosomal subunit
Molecular function (GO): structural constituent of ribosome
Source: RefSeq, a predicted model, not a curated record
UGGUCAAAGAUAAAAUUGUCAGUGAUUUUCAAUUAAUUUGACAUGGUAUUCCUUUCCUAUAGCUUUUGGUUGAUCAAUUCAAAAUUAUGUCUCAACCUGUGAGGUUAUACACAAAGGGUAUUGUAUUGGGUUAUAAGCGAAGCUUGAGAAGUCAAGAUCCCAACACAUCCUUGCUGAAAAUAGAAGGUGUGAAUGAUAAAAAGGAUACAGACUUCUACCUUGGUAAACGGGUUGCAUAUGUAUACAGAGCCCACAAAAAGAGAGAAGCCAAAGGAAAGAAACCAGCAAGCAAAAUCCGUUGUAUCUGGGGGAAAGUCACCAGACCACAUGGCAACAGUGGCGUUGUAAGAGCCAAAUUCAGGCACAAUCUUCCACCAAAAUGCUUUGGUGCAACUGUUAGAGUUAUGCUGUAUCCAUCAAGGGUGUAGUGUAGUCUCUGUUUCACUUGAAUAAAUAUACAACAUUGA